CAAUGGGAAGCGCGCAGAACGCCCAGAUGGCGCGCCAAGGUUUCUGCAAUGGCGGGCUUGGGCCUGGCUAGGAGCUGAAAGCCGGAAGAGAGAAGGAGCUUUGCUUACCGGGAGCACUCCAUCCUUGCAACUGGGAGGAGCUGCUCCAUGGGCCGCCACAGUAAGCUCCAGAGGCAGGUGCUGUCCUUGUACCGCAGCUUCCUUCGGGCCGGGAAAGGCAAGCCAGGCUUCCUGCCGCAGAUCCGAGCCGAGUUCCGGCAGAACGCACAGAUCCCACGGACAGAGGUCCUGCUCGUAGAGUACCUUCUCCGCCGUGGACAGAGGCAGCUGGAGCAGCUCCAGAACACCCAUACCAAGCAGAUGGGGGCCUUCGUCAAAACCAGGGAGGAGGGAGACAGAUGACACCAGAGACGGGUGAUGAUGAAGCCUGCUGGGAUUUUCUCGAUCGUCCACACUUUUUCAAUGAGCUGCUGGAGUUGUUGUGCCAGCUCAGGUCCACCACCUUUAAAGAUUUCAACAGGGAUCCCAUCAGGUCCGCUGACUUUGUUAUUUUUCAGGUGAUUGAAUGGUGAAAUAACUGGCAACUUGCUAUCUGCAGAACCCGUGAAGAAACAAUGAUUGAGCUUCUGGAGUUGUUGUGUCAGCUCAGGUCCACCACCUUUAAAGAUCUCAACAGGGAUCCCAUCAGGUCCGCUGACUUUGUUAUUUUUCAGGUGAUUGAAUGGUGGAAUAAUUGGCAACUUGCUAUCUGCAGAACCCGUGAAGAAACAAUGAUUGAACUGCUGGAGUUGUUGUGUCAGCUCAGGUCCACCACCUUUAAAGUUUUCAACAGGGAUCCCAUCAGGUCUGCUGACUUUGUGUUUUUCAGUUAACUGAAUGGAGGAAUAACUGGCACCUCGCUAUCUGUAGAAUCUCGUGGAGAAACAAUGAUUUGGUUCCAUUUCUUUAAUCC
This is a messenger RNA of Anolis sagrei ordinatus, 952 nucleotides long. Lineage: Eukaryota; Metazoa; Chordata; Lepidosauria; Squamata; Anolidae. The record is from RefSeq and is a predicted model, not a curated record.